AUGUCUUUUACUUGUUGGAGGGUGAAGAAAGGAAGUGUGUCUGUGUGUGAUGUUUUGGGCCACUACCAGGGACAAGGCGUCUCUACAGUCGCUUUUGAUGUUAAUGUUGUGGAUGAUGCCUCACGGGGUGGGGUCCAGUGGGUUUCAUACUCUGCAUUAAACAACCUCUUUAUUAAGCCAACCUUACUAUUACAUUGCUCUCAUAGUCUCGCUCAGUCAAAGCUGGUUAGCAUGGAGACGUUAAACAAACACCUCGUUGCAAUUCUUUGUCUUUUGUUUCUGCUUCUCUCCGACGUAUCCCUGGCGACGUUGAAGGAGGAUAAUGGUCCUUACAUAGUCUAUGUUGCCAAAUCAGAAAUGCCAGCAGUCUUUAACCACCAUUCAUUCUGGUAUAAAUCGAUUCUGCAAUCGGUAUCCAACUCAGCAGAAAUGCUCUACAUCUAUGACAACAUCCAUGGAUUCUCAACAACCCUAACAUCUAAAGAAGCUAGAUUACUGGAAACCCGAACGGGGGUUCUAAAGGUGCAGCCAGAGCAAACGUUCGUGAAACACACAACUCGAACGCCGCACUUUCUCGGACUCGAUAAAAUCUCUGAUAUGUUCGUUGACGACUCAAACGCUGGAAGUGACGUUGUUAUUGGACUCCUCGACACUGGGGUUUGGCCCGAAAGCAAGAGCUUCGACGAUACAGGACUGGGACCCAUCCCCAGCACUUGGAAGGGGGAGUGUGAAUCAGGUGCCAAUUUCACUGCCGCAAACUGCAAUAAGAAAUUGAUAGGAGCCAGGUACUUCCUAAAGGGCUACGAAAAAUCCGUGGGUGUUAUCAACCAACAGUCAAAAUCGCCGCGAGACGAUGACGGCCACGGCACCCACACUGCGAGCACAGCCGCAGGGUCACCAGUGGAUGGCGCGAGCCUUUUCGGCUUCGCCUCCGGAACGGCACGUGGCAUGGCCUCGCACGCUAGAGUCGCUGUCUACAAGGUUUGCUGGAGCGAGGCUUGUGCUAUGUCUGAUAUAAUUGCAGCAAUGGACAAGGCCAUCUCAGACAACGUCAAUGUCAUUUCAAUAUCACUCGGAGGUGGAUUACCCGCUUACGACCAAGACGGUCUCGCAAUUGGAGCCUUUGUGGCAAUGGAAAAAGGGAUUAUAGUUUCUGCAUCCGCAGGAAACUCGGGUCCUGAUCUCGGUUCUGUUUUGAACCAAGCACCAUGGAUGAUCAACGUGGGAGCUGGCACACUGGAUCGCCGUUUCCCGUCGUACAUUACACUUGGGGAUGGAAAAAAAUAUUCCGGAGAGUCAAUUUUUAGCAGCAAUGAUUUGCCCAAUACCCCUUUGUCGUUUAUAUACGGAGGGGAACUAGGAUCGAGCGAGUGUCAACCGGGUAGCUUGGAUCCGAAAAAGGUUAAGGGGAAGAUCGUGCUGUGUGAUCGCGGUUUGGGUUCUAGAACCGAUAAAGGAUUUGCGGUGAAAUCCGCUGGUGGUGCGGCCAUGGUGUUGGCUAACUCGGAAGCCAACGGAGAGGACUUGAUUGUUGAUGCUCAUCUUUUGCCCACAAUUGUGGUGGGUUUCCAGGCAGGAAAAGCCCUCAAGAAGUACUUGUUGUCCGAUCCAAAACCGACGGCUACGAUUGUGUUUCAGGGAACUCAGGUUGGGUUCCAGCCGUCACCGGUUGUUGCGGCGUUCAGCUCGCGGGGCCCAAGUCUUCUCGUACCAGAGAUACUGAAGCCUGAUGUCAUUGCACCAGGUGUCAACAUCUUAGCGGCAUGGUCGAAGCUUGUGGGUCCUACUGACGUAGAGGAAGAUACUAGGCGCGUGGACUUCAACAUCCUCUCUGGCACGUCCAUGUCAUGCCCUCACGUGAGUGGGAUAGCGGCUCUGAUUAAGUCGGCUCGUCCAGCCUGGAGCCCAGCCGCGAUUCGAUCCGCGCUGAUGACCACGGCUUAUACGGCUUACAGCAACGGUAAGAAGUUACUGGACGGUGCCACAGGUAAACCGGCUACACUGUUUGAGCUUGGCGCUGGACAUGUGAACCCCGCCGCCGCGCUUAAUCCAGGACUUAUCUAUGAUUUGACGGUGGAUGAUUACCUAAACUUCCUCUGUGCGUUGAACUACACACCCGAAAGGAUCGAAACCGUGACGAAGAGAAAGGUCAAGUGCGACCCAGCCAAACACUACAGGGUAUCAGACCUAAAUUACCCUUCAUUUGGUGCGGUGUUUCAACCAGCAGCAGCACGUGGGUCCGCUGCACCGGUUGUUAAACACACGCGGACUCUGACUAAUGUGGGAGCUGCAUCAACGUACAAGGCGUCGGUUACGUCGGAAAUCUCGUCCGUUAAGAUCACGGUUGAGCCAGACGUGUUGAGCUUCAAGGAAAAUGAGAAAAAAUCGUUUACGUUGACGAUCACGGCAUCAAGUUCAAAACCGACGAAUCGAUUUGGUUUUGGACGAUUAGAAUGGUCGAAUGGAAAGACCAUUGUUGGAAGUCCUAUCGCACUUUUGUGGAACACCACCACAGGGAAUGACUGA
This is a messenger RNA of Abrus precatorius (Indian licorice), 2526 nucleotides long. RefSeq names its product subtilisin-like protease SBT1.7. Lineage: Eukaryota; Viridiplantae; Streptophyta; Magnoliopsida; Fabales; Fabaceae. The record is from RefSeq and is a predicted model, not a curated record. Bases 1 to 2526 code for a protein of 841 amino acids. The transcript is spliced from 2 exons. Gene Ontology annotation, biological process: proteolysis. Gene Ontology annotation, molecular function: serine-type endopeptidase activity.